AUAGUCGUGUCCAGUACAGCAAGGGUGGAAGGCAGGAGGAAGGAACAGGUCUCUGAGAGCUUGAUUUGCUCUUGCUUAACUUACCCAAAGAUGUCUUACAACACUUCUCUCAUCAGCCCAAGUCCUAGAGAGGAUCCCAAGGGUGGCGGUUUCUUGGAAGAAAGCAGUGGUGGGGGUGAUGACAGCAACGACCUGGGAGGGGACAGCCUGGUCACGGGGCCGCUGGGUGCAGUGCUGCUGGUCAUGUGCCUCACUGGGAUGGUGGGGAACAUCUACACAGUGGCAGUGGCCUCUGGCAGGGUGGCAGGCUGCUCAGCAGGCUCCUUGGGGGUCUACAUGAUCAACCUUGCCCUGGCUGACAUCCUGUACCUCUCCACCAUCCCCUUUGUGGUUUGCACCUAUUUCGCCCACGACUGGUUCUUCGGGGAUGUGGGUUGCAGGCUUUUGCUCAGCCUGGACCUCCUGACCAUGCACGCCAGCAUUUUCCUCCUGACCGCCAUGAGCCUGGAGAGGUACUGGGCGGUGGCCCAGCCCCUGCGGGCCCGGCGGGCCAGCAAUGCCUGCCGCAGGCUGGCCAGCGCCAUCCUCUGGCUCCUCUCGCUCCUGCUCACGGCCCCCAUGAUGGCGAUGACUCGGCUGCGGGAGGGGGACGGCCCCCGCAAGCGCAUCUGCGUCCCCACCUGGACGCCAUCGGCUUUCCGGCUCUACCUGACCGUGCUGUUCAGCACCAGCGUCCUGGCACCCGGCGCCGUGCUGGGCAUCGUCUACGCCCGCCUGGCCCGGGCGUACCGCUCCUCGGCCUGGGGGCUGGGGCUGCCGCUGCCCGGCCGGGCCCCGGCGCGGCGGCUCCUCUGCAGGAUCUCUGCCAUCGUGGUGGCCUACUGGGCCUGCUUCCUCCCCUUCUGGGCCUGGCAGCUGGCCGGGCUGUACCAGGGACAGGGGCUGGGCAUCGGCCCCACCGCCCAGGCCUACCUCAACUUCGGUGUCACCUGCCUGGCCUAUGGCAACAGCUGUGUCAACCCCUUCCUGUACACCCUGCUUGCCAGCAGCCACCGCCGGCGCCGUGGCCGCACUGGGACAGGCAUGGCGCGGCCUGCAGUGCCCUCGCAGCAGGCUGCGGGGAGCCACAGCACCCCCCUGGCUUUCAGGGAGCUCUUGGGGUCUGUGAGGGAAAGCGAGGGCUGA
Molecule: messenger RNA, 1185 nt
Organism: Melospiza georgiana
Lineage: Eukaryota; Metazoa; Chordata; Aves; Passeriformes; Passerellidae
Product: urotensin-2 receptor-like
Exons: 1
Coding region: 91-1185 (364 amino acids)
Biological process (GO): neuropeptide signaling pathway; blood vessel diameter maintenance; regulation of blood pressure
Cellular component (GO): membrane
Molecular function (GO): urotensin II receptor activity
Source: RefSeq, a predicted model, not a curated record